AUGUCAAUUAAAAAUGUGAGGAAGUGGUGCAGAGAAUUUUCAAAUGGGAGGACGAAUAUCCAUGAUGAAACCAGAAGUGGAAGGCCAUCUGUUUCAGACAAUCUCCAAGAACAAGUUGAGUCUGAACUUCGUGAAGAUCGACGAGUGACUGUUCGAGAACUUGAAGAAAAGUUGCAGAUACCCAAGUCCUCGAUUCACAGAAUCAUAAGUGAUUUGGGAUACCGAAAGUGUAGUGCAAGAUGGGUGCCAAAGAUGCUUACAGAGGAUCACAAACGCCAACGCAUCGAAAGUUCCCGCGAGGUUUUGGAGCUGUACGCUGAAGAAGGAGCUGUAUUUUUGGACUCAAUAGUGACAGGAGAUGAAACGUGGGUCUACCACUUCACGCCAGAGUCAAAACAACAGUCAAUGGAGUGGAGGCAUUCAUUUUCCCCCCAAAAAAGGAAAUUUAAAGUGACGCAAUCUGCCAGAAAAAUUAUGGUAACUGUCUUCUGGGACAGGAAAGGCGUCCUUCUCAUCGAAUUUAUGCCAACAGGGACCACCAUUAAUUCGGCAUCGUAUUGUGAAACGCUUGAAAAAUUGCGUAAAGCCAUAAAAACCGACGACCUGGAAUGCUAA
Molecule: messenger RNA, 615 nt
Organism: Rhopalosiphum padi (bird cherry-oat aphid)
Lineage: Eukaryota; Metazoa; Arthropoda; Insecta; Hemiptera; Aphididae
Product: histone-lysine N-methyltransferase SETMAR-like
Exons: 1
Coding region: 1-615 (204 amino acids)
Molecular function (GO): nucleic acid binding
Source: RefSeq, a predicted model, not a curated record